AGGCGGCGGCCCAGCCAGCCUGCACCGCGCCAUGGCCCCGCGCGCCCGGCGGCGCCGCCCUCUGCCCGCGCUGCUGGCGCUCUGCGCGCUGCUCGCCCGGCUGCAGGUGACCGUGCAGCUCUCUCCUCUGUGUCCCAGCGAGAGGCGUUACGAGCGUCUAGGGCGAUGCUGCAGCAAAUGCGAACCAGGAAAGUACAUGUCUUCUAAGUGCACUACUACCUCUGACAGUGUAUGUCUGCCCUGUGGCCGGGACGAGUACUUGGACACCUGGAAUGAAGAAGAUAAAUGCUUGCUGCAUAAAGUUUGUGACACAGGCAAGGCCCUGGUGGCCGUGGACCCCGGCAACCGCACGGCCCCGCGGCGCUGCGCCUGCAUGGCCGGGUACCACUGGAGCCAGGACUGCGAGUGCUGCCGCCGCAACACCGAGUGCGCGCCGGGCCUGGGCGCCCAGCACCCGCUGCAGCUCAACAAGGACACAGUGUGCAAGCCUUGCCGUGUAGGCUACUUCUCAGACACCUUUUCUUCCACGGACAAAUGCAAACCCUGGACCAACUGUACCAUCCUUGGAAAGACAGUAGAACAUCCUGGGACAGAGAAAUCAGAUGUGGUUUGCAGUUCUUCUCUGCCAUCUAGAAAGCCACCAAAUGAACCCCAGAUUUACUUGCCCGGUUUAAUUAUUCUGCUGUUCUUCAUAUGUGUGGCAGUAGUUGCUGCUGUCAUCUUUGGUGUUUACUACAGGAAAAAAGGGAAAGCACUAACAGCUAAUUUGUGGCACUGGAUCAACGAGGCUUGUGGCCGCCUAAGUGGAAAUAAGGAGUCCUCAGGUGACAGUUGUAUCAGCACUCACACAGCAGCCUCUAGUCAGCACAAAGCGUGUGAAGGUGUCUUACUGCUGACUCUGGAGGAGAAGCCGUUUCCAGAAGAUAUGUGCUAUCCAGACGGUGGUGGAGUCUGUCGGGGAGCGUGUGCAGGAGGUGGUCCCUAUGCACAGGGCGAAGACGUCAGGAUGCUCUCCUUGGUCAGCAAGACCGAGACCGACGGGGACCCCUUCAAGCAGAUUCCCACGGAAGACGAAUACAUGGACAGGCCCUCCCAGCCCCCAGACUGUUUACUGUUCCUGACUCAGCCUGGAAGCAAAUCCACACCCCCUUUCUCCGAGCCCCUGGAGGUGGGGGAGAAUGACAGUUUAAGCCAGUGCUUCACGGGGACAGAGAGCAUGGUGGAUUCAGAAAGCUGCAACUUCACGGAGCCCCUGUGCAGGACUGAAUGGAUUCCUGUGGCCUCUGAAAAGUACUUGCAAAAAGAGGUGGAGGGUGGCAAUUGCCCCCACUGGGCAGCCAGCUCCAACUCGGCAGAUGGCUGCACAGGCUGCGGGAACCCUCCUAGGGAGGACCAUGAACCCCUCAUGGGUUCCCCAAAAUGUGGACCCUUGCCCCAGUGUGCCUAUGGCAUGGGCCUCCCCCCCGAAGAAGUAGCCAGCAGGGCAGAGAGGGGAGACCAGCCCCAGGACGGGGCUGAUGGGAGGCUUCCAAGCUCGACGAGGGGAGGUGCUGGGUCUGGAGGCUCCCCCAGUGACCAGCCACCUGCAUCCGGAAACGUGACUGGAAACAGCAACUCCACGUUCAUUUCCAGCGGGCAAGUGAUGAACUUCAAGGGCGACAUCAUCGUGGUCUACGUCAGCCAGACGUCGCAGGAGGGCGCGGCGGGCGCGGGCGCGGCGGAGCCGGUGGGCCGCCCGGUGCAGGAGGAGACCCUGGCGCGCCGCGACUCCUUCGCAGGCAACGGCCCGCGCUUCCCGGACACGUGCGCCGGCCCCGACAAGCUGGGCGACCCCGAGAAGGCGUCGCGGCCCGUGCAGGAGCAGGGCGGGGCGGAGGCCUGAGCGCCCGCGACGUCGGGGUCCCCGCGGCCCCGGAGCCACCCACCUGGACGCGCGGGACAUACCUGCGCCCGCAGCCAGGAGCUGCCCCUGAGUCGGUCCCCACCGCUGCGCCCGUCCCUCCCGAUACUCACCAAGGAUCGGUACAUUUAUGGAAAAUUCCCUGACGUUCCGUCCACCUUGCUCUUCAGGGAGACAGUGGCUGUCCCAAGAGUCAAAUUGUCCCGUCUGCUCACUGCUGUCCACAUACACGUACCCACUGACCACAGGUGCACGGGCUCCCUCUGGCCGCCCACCCUUCACUCUCUUUUAGGGAUUUUCUCCUCUCCCCUCCAUCAGCAAAAUGUCCCUUAUGGGAUCUGUUUUUAGGGCUGUCCUGUACUAUUGAGAUCUAUAUUUUUCCUCCUAUAUUCUCGUAUUUCACUUUCAUACAUUUUUGAUACUUUUUUCUCACCUUUUUUUUAAGCUAUUUAAGCGUUUUCUUGAAAACCCUCCUUUAUAUAUUUGUGCCCCUUCGCACAGUGUUUUGAGAUGGCUUUCUCAGGGGUGUCUGUACUAACCACUUUUGGGAAAAGGCUAGAAAUAUGAAGCCAGAUCAAGGUGCAGGGGGCUUUUAUUUUUCUGAAAAAUGUUCUAUGUUCUCAUUUUCCUAAGAGAAAGACAGAGGGAAAUCCCAUUGCUCUCCCUGAUGUUUUUAAGUUUGUGUCAAUCCUUUAGCAAAACUAUUCAAUGUGUGACCUUGUUCCCAGGGUGGCUUAUUUAUCCAUGAUAGCAGAGGCAAUCAGGUGCUUAGUAACUAAAUCUCUAAAAAUCCAAGUUGCUGCAGUUUGGUGUCUGGAAAAGAUGUAGGAAACAGGACACAGGGCUAGCUUGCACACACAGUGGAAAGGAGGUGCCAGGGAAAUUCAAGAAAGAAAGGAUAAAGUUGAAAUUUUGAUUUGCAUUUUCUUUUCCUAGCUAAGAAUGUGUGUAAACGGGUCCUCCUUUCUCCCUAAAUCAUUGUGCAUCUAUAACUUAGCCUUGUAGAAGUGGAAAGCAUUCCUACUAUUUUCCAGUGCAUUUAAAUUAAAAACCAAAUCCUCAUUUUAAGAAUAUAAGAAACUUAGUCUUUAGAAUAAUUGCUUUUCUCUUGGCAUCAGCCCUAUUGUGAGGAAACAGUAUGAGUCAGAUUGAAAGGAGUCAACUGGGUUGGUUUAUCUACUGUGCUCAGUGAGCCAACGCGCCAAUGCUACCGUUCUCAAUGCUCAUUGUUCUCAAUGCACACUGUUCUCAAAUAUUGGAGAAAAGUUAAAACACAUAAGCAAAUUAAAGUUAAUCCUGCACAUCUGGUAGGUUAGAAGAGCACUAAUACUGGUCAUUGUCCAGACUUUAUUAGCCACAGAUGCCCAGCUGAAGAGAAUGACCAUCAUCAGUCACUGGUUUCUCCCUCCUGGUUGCAGUUCUCCUGGAAAUGCUGGGAUGGUGGCAGCUGAUUACAAUUUUUAAUGGAGAAGCAGAGGACGGCUGUGUUAUUUAUGAUACCCCUUAGCUGACAUAAAGAACUGCAGGAAAUUACUGCACUGCCAGGUUGAUCCACUGGUGGGAAUUUACCGUUUGUUCUGCCCUUUUAGUUAACAUCCAUCCACAGAGAUGUUAUAAAACUGUAAGAAGCUAUUAUCCCUUCUGAUAUGGAAUAUAUUA
Molecule: messenger RNA, 3559 nt
Organism: Microcebus murinus (gray mouse lemur)
Lineage: Eukaryota; Metazoa; Chordata; Mammalia; Primates; Cheirogaleidae
Gene: TNFRSF11A
Product: TNF receptor superfamily member 11a
Biological process (GO): positive regulation of bone resorption; mammary gland alveolus development; multinuclear osteoclast differentiation
Cellular component (GO): external side of plasma membrane
Molecular function (GO): cytokine binding; tumor necrosis factor receptor activity
Source: RefSeq, a predicted model, not a curated record